UUACUGCCCAUAAAAUUUUAACACUUUGUUAUCGGGUUUUAAAAAGAUUUCUACCCAUCAAUUAAAAGCUUUUAGCACCAAAAAAAAUUUCUGGGUCCCUUCACCUUUAUUGCUGCAUGGAGUGUCAACCGGUCUAAUCUUUGUGCUAACCUCUCCUGUCUGCUUCAAAAGAUUGAUACUUGAGGGGAGGGAUUUCUACUGUAGUCCACAUCUUGCUCAAAGGAGGCGUUUUUGCUUAUGGAGGUCUCUGGUGAAGAAGCUACACUGCAGUUGUAAAUUUUUUAUUUUUUUGUUGAAGGGCAAUGCUUCUCUUGUAACUUCUGGUUUUCAUCUGUUGGUGGUCUUUGAGCAAGUCAGGACUCUUGUGGUUUUGAAAAAUCCCUCCUUUGGGUUUGUCGGUAAAUAAGUCCUUCAACAGUGUUGAUUGAGAAGCUUGUGAAUCCACUCUCUAUUUUUGGGACUGUGCUUCUUCGGUUCUUUCUAAAGUUGUGUUUUCUUUCUUCUAGAACCUAAGAAGGGUAUCUUGGAACUCUAUUUGUACCUUUUGUUGGUGGGGUGAACGGUAGUUGCUUAUCCUUUUGAGCUACAAGGGUGAAAGUUCUCUUUCUGUGUUCACUCGAGUGUGAGCCACACAAAAGUAAAUAUUCUGGAGUCUAUAGACUAUGAAGUCAUUUAGCUUUUUAGUGUUGUUAUCUUUGUAUUUCUUCUCCGUGGUGGGGCAGCUUCCUUCUCAGGAUAUUUUAGCAUUGCUGGAGUUCAAGAAAGGCAUCAAACACGACCCCAGUGGCUAUGUGCUCAAUUCCUGGAAUGAGGAAUCCAUUGAUUUUGAUGGAUGCCCUUCUUCAUGGAAUGGAGUUUUGUGCAAUGGUGGUAAUGUUGCUGGGGUUGUCCUUGAUAACUUGGGUCUCUCUGCUGACACAGACUUGAGUGCGUUUUCAAAUCUCACUAAGCUUGUGAAACUCUCCAUGUCCAACAAUUCCAUAACAGGAAAUCUACAUGGCAGCAUUGCUGAGUUCAAAAGCCUUGAAUUCCUGGAUAUUUCCAAUAACCUCUUUUCUUCAUCUUUGCCAUUGGAAAUUGGUAAAGUAAGCAGUUUGCAGAAUCUGUCUUUGGCUGGAAAUAAUUUCUCCGGUCCAAUUCCCGAUUCAAUGUCAGAAAUGGCUUCCAUGAAGUCCCUGGAUUUGAGCCGCAACUCUUUCUCUGGAAAGCUGCCAGUGUCGUUGACUAAGGUGACCAGCCUUGUAUCGCUUAACUUGUCCCAUAACAGCUUCACUGGAAAAAUUCCCAAAGGUUUUGAGCUGAUUCCUGCUCUUGAAAAGCUUGACUUGCAUGGUAAUAUGCUUGAAGGUAAUUUGGAUGUUGAUUUUAUGCUUUUCUCGAGUGCCAGCUAUGUUGAUUUAAGUGAGAACAUGCUGUCUAGUUCUGAUUCCAAGCAGAAGUUUCUACCGCGACUAUCUGAAAGUAUUAAGCAUCUGAAUUUAAGCCACAACCAGCUUACUGGAUCAUUGGCCAGUGGAGUUGCAGAACCGGUUUUUGAAAACUUGAAAGUGUUAGACCUCAGUUACAAUCAGUUGGAUGGAGAAUUGCCUGGAUUUGAUUUUGUCUAUGAUCUUCAGGUCCUCAGGCUUAGUAACAACAGGUUUUCAGGAUUUAUUCCUAAUGGCCUACUGAAAGGAGACUCUUUGGUUUUAACUGAACUGGAUUUGAGUGCCAACAAUCUCUCUGGGCCACUAAGUAUAAUUACAUCAACAACACUUCACUCUCUUAACCUCUCAUCAAAUCAGUUCACUGGCGAACUACCACUGCUGACUGGAAGCUGUGCUGUACUUGAUCUGUCAAACAACAAAUUAGAGGGAAAUUUAACUAGGAUUUUGAAAUGGGGGAAUAUAGAAUUUCUUGAUCUCAGUGGCAAUCAUUUGAUCGGAACCAUUCCAGAGGAAACUCCUCAAUUUUUGCGUCUAAAUUAUUUGAAUUUAUCCCAUAAUUCUCUCAGCAGCUCCCUUCCAAAAGUCUUGACACAGUAUCCAAAGCUGAUAGUGCUUGACAUUAGUUUCAACCAAUUAGAUGGACGGUUUCUAUCCGGUCUGCUCACAAUGCCCUCUUUGCAAGAGCUGCAUCUUGAAAAUAAUGUGAUCUCUGGUGGCAUCAAUUUCUCAUCUUCUCCUGACCAAUCCGAUCUUCAGAUUCUUGAUCUUUCUCACAACCAGCUUAAUGGCUAUUUUCCUGAUGAGUUUGGGUCAUUAACUGGCCUUAAAGUGCUAAAUAUUGCUGGAAAUAAUUUUUCUGGCUCUCUUCCAACCACCAUUGCUGACAUGAAUUCACUUGACUCAAUGGAUAUAUCAGAUAAUCAUUUUACUGGCCCUCUACCAAAUAACAUGCCAAAGGGGCUCCAAAACUUCAAUGCUUCCGGAAAUGAUCUAUCUGGACUCGUCCCAGAAGUUUUUAGGAAGUUUCCUAGUUCUUCUUUCUUUCCUGGUAAUUCUAAGUUACAUUUUCCAAAUGGUCCUCCAGGAUCAACUGCUUCACCUGCUGAAAGUUCCAAGAAGAAGCAUUUGAACACCAUUGUUAAAGUAAUAAUCAUAGUGUCAUGUGUGGUUGCGUUCUUCAUAUUAAUCCUGCUCGCAGUCUUCAUACACUAUAUACGUAUAUCAAGAUCUCCACCAGAAUAUGAUACAAGUAAGGAUAUCCACAGGCAUCCUCAACCAAUUAUCUCGGCUCCUGUUCGAACUACUGAUAGGGGUGGUGCUUUGGUUGUUUCAGCCGAGGACCUUGUGGCCACACGCAAAGAGUCGCCAUCAGAGGUAAUCAGCUCUGAUGAAAAAAUGGCAGCUGUAACGGGGUUCUCUCCAUCAAAACAAAGCCACUUUUCAUGGUCACCAGAAUCUGGUGAUUCAUUCACCGGUGAAAAUCUUGCAAGACUAGACACGAGGUCACCGGAUCGGUUGAUUGGAGAGCUGCAUUUUCUUGAUGAUUCGAUAACAUUGACACCUGAGGAGCUCUCAAGAGCCCCAGCUGAAGUUUUGGGAAGAAGUAGUCAUGGUACUUCCUACAAGGCCACUCUGGAGAAUGGUUUGUUGUUGAGAGUGAAGUGGUUGAGAGAAGGAGUAGCAAAACAGAGAAAAGAAUUUGUCAAGGAAACCAAAAAAUUUGCGAACAUCAGACAUCCAAAUGUUGUGGGAUUGAGAGGCUAUUAUUGGGGCCCUACACAGCACGAGAAGCUCAUCCUUUCAGAUUACAUCUCACCAGGAAGUCUUGCAAGCUUUCUUUAUGAUCGACCAGGAAGAAAAGGUCCACCUUUAACUUGGAUGCAGAGACUCAAAAUAGCAGUUGAUGUAGCACGUGGCCUGAACUAUCUCCAUUUUGAUCGUGCCAUCCCUCAUGGGAACCUCAAAGCCACAAAUGUGUUGUUAGACACAACUGAUAUGAAUGCACGAGUCGCCGAUUACUGUCUUCACCGGCUCAUGACUCAAGCAGGUACUAUCGAACAGAUUCUUGAUGCCGGUGUCUUAGGUUAUCGUGCACCGGAGUUAGCUGCCUCGAAGAAGCCAAUGCCCUCCUUCAAGUCAGAUGUUUAUGCUUUUGGAGUGAUACUUUUGGAACUUCUAACCGGAAGGUGUGCUGGUGAUGUGAUAUCUAGUGAGGAGGGAGGUGUUGAUCUCACAGAUUGGGUGAGGUUGCGUGUGGCAGAAGGUAGAGGCUCAGAAUGUUUUGAUGCUACCUUGAUGCCAGAAAUGAGUAAUCCUGUUGUAGAAAAGGGAAUGAAGGAGGUCCUGGGAAUAGCCAUGCGAUGCAUUCGAUCAGUUUCUGAAAGGCCUGGCAUCAAAACUAUAUAUGAAGAUCUCUCUUCUAUAUAGUCUUCUCAUGCUAACUGUUUCAACUUUGGCAUGUUGUGGGGAUUAAUGUCUCAUUAGUGUCCCAUAUUUGUUCAAAGCUUGGCCUUUUAACAUGUUUGUAUUAACCAUUUUUUAGCUGUAAAAAUGGGGCAUGUGCAUGGAUUUUACUUGAUGGUUCUGGCCAUCUAAUUUUGUCUUGAAAUGGAUUGUGUUAUGAAUGAUCAUUUGUCUUGAAAUGGUUAAUACUCUGUAGUUAGUAUGUA
This is a messenger RNA of Vigna unguiculata (cowpea), 4096 nucleotides long. It is a transcript of the gene GHR1, whose product is annotated as Leucine-rich receptor-like protein kinase family protein. NCBI's taxonomy places the organism in Eukaryota, Viridiplantae, Streptophyta, Magnoliopsida, Fabales, Fabaceae. The record is from RefSeq and is a predicted model, not a curated record. Gene Ontology annotation, biological process: protein phosphorylation. Gene Ontology annotation, molecular function: protein kinase activity; ATP binding; protein binding.